Podospora bellae-mahoneyi is the source of this 273-nucleotide messenger RNA. RefSeq lists its product as uncharacterized. The record is from RefSeq and is a predicted model, not a curated record. The coding region runs from base 1 to 273 and encodes 90 amino acids. Lineage: Eukaryota; Fungi; Ascomycota; Sordariomycetes; Sordariales; Podosporaceae. The transcript is spliced from 2 exons.
AUGUCGUCCAUCACCCUAGACAUGCACCCCGUGGCUUGGUGUAGCGCAGACCUGGAAUCUGGGACUAGAACCAUAGCUAGCUGCCGCCGCCUUGUCACGAGAUCUGGAGUUGUGACGCACUACUUGACAGCAGCGGAUGCGAGGUUGCGUUGUCUGGAUAUGGAAAUUUUGAAAGGUGGAACAAGAGCUGCUUGGCUCCAGAUAGCCUCAUGGUUCGCCGGGCUGCGUCGCUCAAAGAGACCCUUGGUUUUUCGAAAGCUGGGGGUGAGAUGA